Molecule: messenger RNA, 540 nt
Organism: Phycodurus eques (leafy seadragon)
Lineage: Eukaryota; Metazoa; Chordata; Actinopteri; Syngnathiformes; Syngnathidae
Gene: gcgb
Product: glucagon b
Exons: 4
Coding region: 89-445 (118 amino acids)
Biological process (GO): response to starvation
Cellular component (GO): extracellular region
Molecular function (GO): glucagon receptor binding; hormone activity
Source: RefSeq, a predicted model, not a curated record
GGACACCACACGAAGAAGAAGAAGGAGAAGAAGGGCCCCUAUCCACGUAACUACCCCAUCAGACAUAAAGGCCACUGAAACGUAAAGGAUGGAACACACACACUCUCUGGCUGGACUCCUGCUCCUCAUCAUCAUCCAAAGCAGCUGGCAGGUGCCUAACCACGACACGAACUCAAUGCUUUUAAGUGACGACUCCGUUUCGAGUGAACCUCUCGAGCUGUCGAACAUGAAAAGACAUUCAGAGGGAACGUUUUCCAACGACUACAGCAAAUACUUGGAAACGAGAAGAGCUCAAGACUUUGUCCAGUGGCUCAAGAACUCGAAAAGAAACGGAAGUGUAAUUCGGCGCCACGCAGACGGCACCUACACCAGCGACAUGAGCUCCUACCUGCAGGACCAGGCAGCCAAGGAGUUUGUGAGCUGGCUCAAAGGCAGACGACAGUAGACGUGGACGCGCGACCUCCCCCCGUCAUCACUCCGCGCCCCUACAACUGACUGUGCAAUCAUUAAAUGUUUCACAAAGUGUACCAUCCUUUUCCC